Messenger RNA from Pistacia vera, 549 nucleotides. RefSeq names its product pre-mRNA-processing-splicing factor 8A-like. Gene Ontology annotation, molecular function: U5 snRNA binding; U2 snRNA binding; pre-mRNA intronic binding. Lineage: Eukaryota; Viridiplantae; Streptophyta; Magnoliopsida; Sapindales; Anacardiaceae. Bases 1 to 549 code for a protein of 182 amino acids. The record is from RefSeq and is a predicted model, not a curated record. Gene Ontology annotation, cellular component: U5 snRNP; catalytic step 2 spliceosome. Gene Ontology annotation, biological process: spliceosomal tri-snRNP complex assembly; mRNA splicing, via spliceosome. The transcript has a single exon.
AUGGACAUGUAUCCAUUAUAUGCGGACGUACAUCCAUUAGCAUGGGAAAAGGCAUCAGGUUUUGAGGAAUCGAUGAAAUAUAAGAAGCUUGCUAAUGCACAGAGAUCUGGUCUGAACCAAAUUCCUAACCGUCGAUUCACUCUCUGGUGGUCUCCUACGAUAAAUAGGGCCAAUGUCUAUGUGGGUUUCCAAGUGCAGUUGGAUUUAACUGGAAUUUUCAUGCAUGGGAAGAUUCCUACCUUGAAGAUAUCUCUGAUUCAUAUCUUCCGUGCUCAUUUGUGGCAUAAGAUUCAUGAGAGUGUGGUGAUGGAUCUCUGUGGGGUCUUGGAUCAGGAGUUGGAUGCUUUGGAAAUUGAAACUGUGCAGAAAGAAACAAUCCAUUCAAGGAAGAGUUACAAAAUGAACAGCUCUUGUGCAUAUAUUCUCCCAUUUGCUGCUCAUCGAUGGCCAAUGUCAAAGCCUAGUCUUGUCGCCGAGUCAAAGGAUAUGUUUGACCAGAAAGCAAGCAAUAAAUACUGGAUAGAUGUACAACUCCAUUGGGGAGAUUAA